Messenger RNA from Cydia amplana, 1067 nucleotides. Its product is annotated as nucleoside hydrolase-like. NCBI's taxonomy places the organism in Eukaryota, Metazoa, Arthropoda, Insecta, Lepidoptera, Tortricidae. Gene Ontology annotation, molecular function: hydrolase activity, hydrolyzing N-glycosyl compounds. Bases 69 to 1067 code for a protein of 332 amino acids. The record is from RefSeq and is a predicted model, not a curated record. The transcript is spliced from 8 exons.
AGGGUCACUUUAGUUUAUCUCCGAACGGGCAGAAUGGCACAUGUGUGAGAAAUAAUUUUAGACUUAAAAUGUUUUUAUUCGCAGUGUUAAUCAUUUUAUCAUUUUCGUGUGCUGCUGCUAAUGAAAGGUCUCCGUUAAGAAAAAGCAAAUUAAUAAUUGACAAUGACUCUGGUGGCGAUGACGCAGUGGCCAUAUUCCUUGCGCUACUUUAUGAGAAGCACUUCAAUGGGUCUCAACUUUUAGCGCUUACUACAGUCCAUGGUAACACAAUAGAGAGUAAUGUGUGUAUCAACAACCAGAGAAUUCUAAAAGUAGCUAAAAGGCAAAAUAUUCCUAUCUUUAGAGGGGCUAAAGACUCUCUUUUAAAAGAUUAUGAAAGAGGCAACUAUUACGGAGACGAUGGACUCGGAGAUAGCGGCGAACAAUUGAUCAAUUUGCUGCCAGCCCAGGAGAAGAACGCAGUGUCAGCACUCAUUGAUCUAACCAAAACUCAUCCAGGUGAAGUAACUGUUAUCACAUUAGGGCCUUUAACUAACAUCGCCUUGGCAGUAAGGUUGGAUCCCGAAUUUAUUAAUCGAUUGGCUCAUCUGUACAUCGGUGCUGGACACAUUCACGAUGAUGCCAAUCCCGAACCUGAAUUUAAUGCACGAAUGGACCCCGAAGCUUACCAUAUUGUUUUGGAAAAUAUGAAUCCGGACAAGGUCACACUUCUACCAUUCUCGCAAGUGAGGAAGGACCUUGAUUUUAGCAAGGAUUGGAGACAACAGGUCUUGGGUACAAUCGACAACGACGUGGUCAAAGCUAUAAACAAAUAUGAACAAGUUUCCAUGAAAAAGAAUGAACGUUGGCGUGCUCUUGAUCCUGCGGUCAUCGCGAUAGCAAUCAAGCCAGAUAUUGUGGAUGAAUUCACAUAUUCUAGGAACAAAAUAACAUUAAACGGUGAGAAACGAGGCAUCAAUACGAAUGAUUUUGUAGAAAAAGAUAAAGCCAACGUCAGGAUUGCUACUAACCUCAAUAAAGAACAAUACAGACAAUUUAUUAUUAAUGUUUUCUCAGCUGAAAAAUAA